AUGAAAUUCUUUUCUUUGAUAGCAUUAUUAACUACUGUAGUUACGGUAUUGGCAGUUAAUUGGUCACCAGAGGAUUAUGAAAUUUUCAACUUAAGAGAUAAAAUUGUUGGUGAUCUAGGUGAAGGAACCACCUUCUAUUCUUGGUUAAAUUUACCUAAAGGUGGGAAAUCAACUCUUGAUGAAAUAAAUAAAGCCUAUAAGAAAGUAUCACGUCGUUUGCAUCCUGAUAAGUUCCAUAAGAGUGGGAAAACCAUCAGAAAACAAGCUGAAGACAGAUUCCAACGAUUAUCAUUAGUAGGUAAUAUUUUAAGAGAUCCUUCUUUGAAAGAGAGAUAUGAUUAUUUCCUCAAGAAUGGAUUCCCCACGUUGAAAGGGUCUUCUUAUUUAUAUUCCAGAUUCCGUCCAGGAACCUUAUUGACAUUUUCAUUCUUAUUUGUAAUUGUGGGGAUUUUCCAUUUCGUUUCAUUGAAAAUAUCAAGAAGAUCUGAUUUCAAUAGAGUUGUCAAUUUGAAACAACAAAUCAAAGCUCAAGCUUGGAACAAUUCUUUGGUUCCACCAGCUGACGGUUCAGAUAGAAAGAUUGGCGAUGGUAAUGGAAGAGAAUUCAUUGUGAAUUCAUUAGGUGAAGUAAGUCUUGUUGAAAGAGAUGAGCAAAAUAAAAUGAAUUUGAUUUUGCUUGAUGAAAAUGAAAUCAACGUUAAUAUUGGAUUCCAAGAUUCAAUUUUCUGGAAAUUCCCUGUGUUUUUAUAUAAUAAAAGUUUGGGUAGAGUAUUGGGAGAAAUCAAACCUAAAGUAUUCAUACCUCCAAAACCUUCUGUUCAAGAACCUGAAAAACCAAAAAAGACGAAAGCCAAAGGUGAAAAGAUAGAGUUACCUAAUGGUAAAGUUAUUUAUGGAAGAAAGAGGAAAUAG
Messenger RNA from Yamadazyma jaroonii, 912 nucleotides. NCBI's taxonomy places the organism in Eukaryota, Fungi, Ascomycota, Pichiomycetes, Serinales, Debaryomycetaceae. The record is from the annotation of a GenBank genome assembly.